This is a messenger RNA of Aphis gossypii (cotton aphid), 2130 nucleotides long. Its product is annotated as band 7 protein AGAP004871. The record is from RefSeq and is a predicted model, not a curated record. The transcript has 7 exons. NCBI's taxonomy places the organism in Eukaryota, Metazoa, Arthropoda, Insecta, Hemiptera, Aphididae. Gene Ontology annotation, cellular component: plasma membrane. Bases 317 to 1249 code for a protein of 310 amino acids.
UGUAUAAUAUUAUAUUAUAGGUAGUAAGCGGAUCAAUUUUCAGUCGAUCGUUUGUUAUUUCGCCGCCGCGUCGUGUACGCGUAGUCGUCGCGCUGUCGCCAGUCCCUUCGAAUCAGACGCGGGAAGACCGUCGACUGAGGAGAACGGUUAAUAGCGCCGUCUCUUCGACGCCAUUCAGUAGAUACCCAUGCACAAUAUUGCCUAUAGUCACUCAGUAUCCUAGUAUUUUGGCGAUUUAGAGAUUAUUUUGCGUAUCCCCGUGCGAGGAGGGCAUUAUAUUUUCAUACAGAUACACCCCAAACAAGUAGCCGCAAAUAUGCAAAAUUCCGACUCCACCGAAGUCAUCGAUUUUGCGAAUCACGUCGACACGUCUAGAACCGUGGAUCAAAGACAUCGCAUAAUCGGAGCCGAGGAUAGCGCGCCAACCGAUCCAGGUGUAUGCGGUAAAUUUAUGACCGUGUGUGCUUGGGCACUUGUUGUCAUCACGUUCCCGUUUUCUUUGUUCGUCUGUUUCAAAGUAGUUCAGGAAUACGAACGAGCAGUAAUAUUUCGCCUGGGACGUCUGAUAUCGGGUGGGGCGAAAGGGCCAGGUAUAUUCUUUAUUUUGCCAUGUAUUGACAACUACGCUCGUGUUGACUUAAGAACACGCACUUACGACGUUCCACCACAAGAGGUAUUGACCAAAGAUAGCGUGACUGUGUCCGUGGACGCCGUGGUCUAUUAUCGUGUAUGCAACGCUACGAUAUCGGUAGCUAACGUUGCCAACGCUCAUCAAUCUACUCGGCUAUUAGCUCAAACCACAUUAAGAAACGUCUUAGGUACUAGGCCGUUGCACGAAAUUCUCAGCGACCGAGACGCCAUAUCGAAAACCAUGCAAGUAUUGUUGGACGAAGCCACCGAGUCGUGGGGCAUCAAAGUAGAACGAGUGGAAAUAAAGGACGUGAGAUUGCCAGUUCAGUUGCAGAGGGCAAUGGCGGCGGAAGCUGAGGCGGCCCGAGAAGCCCGUGCUAAGGUUAUAGCGGCUGAAGGCGAACAAAAAGCAUCGAGGGCUCUCCGUGAAGCUUCAGAAGUUAUAAGUGAAUCUCCGGCUGCUCUACAACUUAGAUACUUACAAACAUUGAAUACAAUAUCAGCGGAGAAGAAUUCUACAAUCGUAUUCCCACUACCAAUCGAUAUAAUUUCAUUUUUCACGAGACCUCGAGAACCACGGGAAUCUACAAAACUAGCUCAACAAAAUCAAAGCAGUUAAAUGUUAGGUAUUUUUUCCACAUAUAUGUUUUAACUUAUAAGUUAAAAAUUAACUUAUAAAAAUUGAUGAAGUUAUUCAUAUUUAUUAUAUUUAUCAAACAUAUAUUUUGUGUGUUCAACUAUUAGAUACAAAUUAUGUAUUAAAUAUUAGAAAAUAUUACAGUUAUCGACACAUUUAUAUUGCGAUUUGCAGGGUGCGGGUCUAAGAUAUGCAUCUGUUUCGAACGGCCUGUACUCAGACUAUGGUGGUGGUAGAAAGUUGAGAGGGGUAUCAUUGUGUUUGUAGGAACAUACAGUUUUAAGUCAGUUGCAAAUUUUUAAUUUUAAUGGGAAAAUUGAGACAAAUGUUUACCGGAUGUCUAUAAUGUUUCUAAGACGUGACUCGCGUGAAGUGACCUGCGUGCUCAUCAGAUUUAAGUAUAUUUUAUAACUUUUUAUUCUUUGAAAUAACCUAAAGGAAAACGUUUUUAAACAUCGUCCAUACAGCUUGGAAGAACUUAAUGUGAAAAUCAGGAAGGAAGCUUUACCGCCUUUACCCAUUCGAAUGUACCGACAAACGAUUGAAAGCUUCCGGGAAUGAGUUUAAGAAACUAUCACUGCUGACGGCCGUUAUUUUAGAGAUGUAAUCUUUAAAAAAUAAUGCAAAAGACUAGAUUUUCUACUUAAUCGAACAACAUAGUCCUUAUUCCUAUAAGUUAUUGAAUAAUCGUUAUUUUAUAAUUCUUUAAAACUGAUGCAUAUUUUACGCCCCACUUUGUACGAGUUAUAUAACCAAGAACUAAUAAUUUGUAAAAAUAGAAUAAUUAUAAGCUAAUAUUGAUUUAUUUUUAAAUUAGGUAUACCAUAUAAUAUAUAGGUUAUACAAAAAAAAAAAAAUAAUAA